AUGGCGGCGCCAGCAACGAAACGAAUCAUCGUGUGCGGAGGUAACGGCUUCCUAGGGUCGAGGAUCUGCAAAUUCGCUGUAGCGAGGGGAUGGGACGUCACAUCGAUAAGCCGCUCAGGGGAGCCGAAAUGGGAGACCGUAACCGCCUCCUCCACCCCGCCGCCCUGGGCGCACCGGGUGUCGUGGGAGCGGGCUGACAUCCUGCGCCCGGCGACCUACGUCUCGCUGCUCAAGGGCGCCGACUCGGUCGUCCACAGCAUGGGGAUCCUGCUGGAGGCCGACUACAAGGGCGUGCUGCGGGGCCAGGAGUCGCCCAUCGCGGGCCUGCAGCGGGCCUUCUCGAGUGGGCCGCGCCCGGGCAACCCGCUGGAGCGCCACGUCGCCGAGGGCCAGGCCCAGGACAUCCGGCCGCCCGAGACGCGCCAGCAGCUGACGUACGAGAACAUGAACCGCGACUCGGCCAUCAUGCUGGCCAAGGAGGCGGCCGCCAGCGGCGCGCAGUCCUUCGUCUACAUCUCGGCCGCCGCCGGCGCCCCCGUCCUGCCCGCCCGCUACAUCACCACCAAGCGCGAGGCCGAGAGCGCCAUCGCGUCCGAGUUCCCGCGCAUGCGCGGCAUCUUCAUGCGCCCGCCCUUCCUGUACGAUGCCAGCCGGCCCCUCACCAUGCCGCUGGCCGCCAUGACGGGCGCGGGCGCCCUGUUCAACAGGGUCACGGGCGGUGUGCUGGGCGGCUUCAUGGGCGCCGCCGGCGCCAAGCCGCUCAAGGUUGACGUUGUGGCCGAGGCCGUCGUCGAGGCCCUCAGCGAUGACAAGGUCAGGGGCCCCGUCGAGAUCCCCGAGAUCGAGGACCUGGCGAACCGGGCUUGGAGGAAGGGCAUGCUGUAG
Molecule: messenger RNA, 885 nt
Organism: Neoarthrinium moseri
Lineage: Eukaryota; Fungi; Ascomycota; Sordariomycetes; Amphisphaeriales; Apiosporaceae
Exons: 2
Coding region: 1-885 (294 amino acids)
Cellular component (GO): mitochondrion
Molecular function (GO): protein-containing complex binding
Source: RefSeq, a predicted model, not a curated record